AUUCUUUCUCAGAGAGAUGCUUUGUCUUCAUCACAUUUUAAUCAUUUUGAGAUUACGUAAACUAUGGCUUCCCUCUUUGUAUCUACUCCCUCUUCAUCUUCCUUAACUCUCCACUCCUGUCACAGUUCUCCUUUUCGUGGCAUUAACAAAUCAAUAUCACUGAAACUUGCAAAACCUGUGAAGCGGAGUGCAAGACGCAGCACUCAUUUGAGAUUUUCACCAGAAGAUGAUCGAGUUCGCGAGUCUGCCAACGAUGCUUCCUCUCCCGUGGCGAUAGCUGAGGAGCAGAAGGAGGACCAGUCUAACAACAAUGUACCGCCGUCUCCUGAAAACAGUGAAGAAGAUGAAGAGAAAUCGAAGCAGCAAGAGAUGGACUGGAAGACGGACGAGGAGUUCAAGAAGUUCAUGGGGAAUCCAUCAAUAGAAGCUGCUAUAAAGCUUGAGAAGACAAGAACUGAUCGUAAGCUAAAAGAGCUGAACAGAGAGAGCAAUAAUGAGAAUCCUAUCAUCAGAAUAUUCAACAGCUUAGCUCGUGAUAGUUUGGUUAGAGAGAAAGAAAGGCUUGAGAAAGCAGAAGAGGCUUUCAAGGCUCUUGAUCUCAACAAGUUAAAGAGCUGUUUUGGCUUCGAUACGUUUUUUGCCACGGACGUUCGUCGGUUUGGAGAUGGAGGAAUCUUCAUUGGGAAUCUGAGGAAACCCAUUGAUGAGGUCACACCUAAGCUUGAAGCAAAGCUUUCUGAAGCUGCAGGGCGUGAUGUUGUCGUAUGGUUCAUGGAAGAAAAGUCGAAUGAGAUCACAAAACAGGUGUGUAUGGUGCAACCCAAAGCGGAAAUAGAUCUUCAAUUUGAAUCGACUAGAUUAAGCACUCCUUGGGGUUAUAUCACUGCAAUCAGUUUAUGUGUUACAACCUUUGGAACCAUAGCUCUUAUGAGUGGUUUCUUCCUUAAACCAGACGCUACCUUCGAUGACUACAUUGCCAAUGUAGUUCCACUCUUUGGUGGGUUCCUUUCCAUCUUAGGCGUCUCAGAGAUAGCAACCAGAGUGACAGCUGCACGACACGGUGUCAAACUAAGCCCGUCGUUUCUGGUGCCGUCGAACUGGACUGGUUGCUUAGGAGUUAUGAACAACUACGAGUCAUUGCUUCCUAAUAAAAAGGCGUUGUUUGAUAUCCCAGUGGCGCGUACAGCUAGUGCGUACCUGACUUCGCUUCUUCUUGCAGCUGCUGCGUUUAUAUCUGAUGGUAGUUUCAACGGAGGAGAAAAUGCUCUGUAUAUAAGGCCACAGUUCUUGGAUAAUAACCCGUUACUUUCGUUUAUCCAAUUUGUUGUUGGUCCUUAUGCGGAUGAUCUCGGCAAUGUAUUGCCAAAUGCAGUCGAAGGAGUUGGAGUUCCUGUUGAUCCUCUCGCUUUCGCUGGUCUUUUAGGUAUGGUCGUUACUUCAUUGAACUUGUUACCAUGUGGGAGACUAGAAGGAGGUCGGAUCGCUCAAGCAAUGUUUGGAAGAAGCACAGCUGCAAUUCUCUCAUUCACAACGUCUCUCCUUCUCGCUAUCGGAGGUCUCAGCGGAAGCGUUUUGUGUUUAGCUUGGGGACUCUUUGCAACUUUCUUCCGUGGUGGUGAAGAAACGCCUGCAAAAGAUGAGAUCACCCCUCUUGGCGACGAUAGAUUCGCUUGGGGGUUAGUCCUUGGACUCAUCUGUUUCCUCACUCUUUUCCCCAACAGUGGUGGUACUUUCUCCACUUCCUUCUUCAAUGGACCUUUCUUCCGUGGUGAUGGUCUCUAAAAAAGGUUUAGAUUAAAGAUGUAGAAACAAGUAUUGUAAGAAAAAAAUCAAUUAUUAUUAUAGAAGGUUACAUUGUUGUAA
Molecule: messenger RNA, 1863 nt
Organism: Brassica rapa (field mustard)
Lineage: Eukaryota; Viridiplantae; Streptophyta; Magnoliopsida; Brassicales; Brassicaceae
Product: probable zinc metallopeptidase EGY3, chloroplastic
Source: RefSeq, a predicted model, not a curated record